This is a messenger RNA of Symbiodinium pilosum, 432 nucleotides long. The record is from the annotation of a GenBank genome assembly. NCBI's taxonomy places the organism in Eukaryota, Dinophyceae, Suessiales, Symbiodiniaceae.
AUGAUGGAGGCUGAUGUGACCAAGCGUGACGCCUUUUUACUGCUGGAUGCCGACUAUGACAGCAUCCACCGAACCAACCAGAUCGCCACAGGAAUCAUCCUCGUGCGCAAGACCCCGCUGGCAAUGCGCUUCAUGCAGCACUGGCUCCGGGCCUGUGAGGAUGAAAGGAUCAUCACAGAAACCCCUUCCGCUCUCGGAUACCAAGACUACCCAAACUUCAGACACCACAACGACGAUCAAUCUGCAUUUUCACUGCUCUUCAAGAAGUACGGCUUCCACCCAUUUUUGCAAGCAGAGCGUGAUCUCUAUGUGGUCGCCGCUCGCAACACCGCAAAGUUUGUGGCAGCCUCGGAUGCUUUCGCAUUGGGGAAGACCUGCUCUCAGGAUGAGUAUAUCUCUGCUGCGAAUGCUGCCGCAGAAAGCAAGUCUUAG